GAGAGGAGAGCACAGUUUGUAUACUAAUUGUGGUGUCAUUUGAUAUUAACUUGAAAUCCUAAUGGCAGGAAUAAUCUUAGUUUAAGAAAUAAUUGAGACAAUUUUAAUCUUCUCUCAUAAUAAUUGUCAUAUUAUUAAAUACAUUUUUUAAAUAUGGUUAGUAACAGUAUUAUAUUAAUAUGAAAUUAAGUUUUGUUUUAAAACUCUAAUCAAAAUUUCUUGCACACUUUAUGUUUGUUUGUGUGCUCGUUCCUUUGUUCUUUUGGACCCCGGACCCCAAACCUUCACAAAGCUGCUCUUUGUCUCUUCAUUCUAUAACAUGUUUUAUUAUCCACACAGAUCCUUUCACAGCAGGAUGUUUUUCCUCUGCCCUGUGUGCAAAAAGGCUCCUCACUCUCUUCCUGGGCAUCUCAGGGAGGUGUGUAUGAGGAACAGCACAAAGGCAGAGAUCCAGGCAGUCGUCAUAGAGGCCAAGAAGGAGUUGUCAGAAUUCUGUCACAGAGGACGUUUCUGGGAGUUUGGAAAAAUUUGUGACAUAUUGGACUCUACUAAUCCUCUGGCCAGGAUGAUUGCGGAGAUGCAGUCAAGGGGGUUGGUGAUUAAUAACUUACCUUCACUCCUCCCGGAACCAGCUCAAUCGACUACAUCUUCUGUGUCUCAAAGCUCUGGAGAAGGUGCAGAAGGUCCAGUUGAGCCUCCAAAUGAGCCCUUAUCUGACGAGAGCUCUGGAGAGUACUAUCAGAGCACUGUUGGACCGAAGUGGACCUUUUCUGUGAGGGUGGAAAUGGUCAAAAAAGGCUUUUACAAUAAGCACUCCAUUGACCACCCCCUUCUAGCAGGAUUUAAUAAGGACCUGCACAUUGACCUAGGACAUAAAAACAGCAAACAAGUAGUGGAAACAGUGUCCAGGUUCUUACAUUACAUGGACCCCACUGAGCCAAACUUGAUGUUUGUUCGUCAGGUGGAGAAAGUGCGAGAGUACUUUAACAUCUUGUCAGAUACAAAGCUCUCAAAAUGGACAGUGUUCAACUACUGGAAGAGUCUCAAGAGGUUCAUGAAAUACAUUAUUACCUCCACAGACAUUCGCCACAACAAUCCAUCUCUGUUCCAGGACUGUGAGAGUUUUUUGGAUGUGCUGUAUGAAAUAGAGAGUGCUAUGUCCAAAAAAGUAAGCAUGGAGGUCACAGGGAAAAAAUCAGAGCUUGGGAAUGGCAAAGAAAUUUUGCCAAAGGACUGCCUUGCUGUUUUGGAGGCUGCAUUCAAAGAUUUCCAGGCCGUGAUAUGCAAAAUGCAGGAUCCAGGAGCCAUCACAGGGGACUGUUUGACUAAAAAUGAACGGCUGCUCGUCCUGUACUACCUGGAGGCUAUUAUCAUGCUGAAGCUACUUCAGCGACCUGGUGUAGUGACACAGAUGACUGUUGAGGAUUGGGAGGGGAGAAGCCGGAUAGAGAAUGGUGUCUGUGUUGCAGUGAAGGAGCACAAAGUACCGUUGUCACACGAACAGGAACUUUGGUUUGACUUGUACUUCAAUGAGGUGCGGCCAGUAAUGCUACAAGAAAACCGCACCGGCGACGAUGUGGCAGUUGAUUCAUUUUUUGUGUCAAGUAGUGGGAGAUCGAUUUAUAACCCCUCCAAUGACUUAAAAAGACUACAUGACAAAUACAGUCUCCCUAGUGUGACCUUUGGUGAUGCCCAGAGAGUGUUUGAGGCAGCAGCACAAAACCUGAAGUCAGAAGUGGAGAGAAAUGUGUUGGCACGGCUGUUUGGGCACAUGCCAGAAACAGCUGAAAGGAACAACAUGAGGAAAACAUCUUCAGAUGCAUUUCUGGCUCUAAGUGUGCUAGAUCAGCUUGCUGGAAAAACACAACAAAGGUCCAGUAGAGCUUCCAGCCAAGAGACAAGGGUGGACGAAGAGACAGCCUACAAAACUCUCGAGCAGUUCUGUCCAGUGACUCUGGAGGGGCCUCCUCCAAAAAGGGCACGCAGGAAUGAGCUGUGUGGCUCAGAACAUGAGAGGCACUGCUAUGACCGCUGGUGUAGCGAGCAGCUUAAGCUGCGUGAACAGCAUGCUCUUGAACAUUUUGCUGGACAGCAGCCAUCAGAGUCCAAAAUAAACAGCUGGAUGGACAAACAAGGGUGGACGUCAAAUAUCCCACAGGCUUCAGUGGUUCUGAAGCAGUGGAAGCCUGUUGCCAGGUUGGACUCGGUCAUCGACAGCAGCUUUGUGCAUAAAAUGAUUUUGUCUCAACGCUGGAAAGGACUGACUGUCAGACCCGUCCCUGACAAGGGUAAUGGUGUUUUCACCAAAAGACCCUUUCAGAUUGGGGAGGUUGUCUGUGAAUACCACGGCCAGCUGGUUAGCCAUGAAGAUGGGAUGGCAAUUGUUUCGACCAGCGGCAUUAGUCCUGGACAUUUGUUUUUUUAUAAGAACAAGCAACAUGAAGCCAUGUGCAUUGACGCACAUGAAGAAAGUUGCCAGUGCCAUCCUAUGAAGUUAAAUUACGGACGCCUGAUACGUCACUCCAGCAAAAGAGCCAAUAUCCGGCCCAGGCUGUAUGUGCUUUAUGAUAGAGACAUCAUUCUCUUCAUUGCUACAAAAGACAUUUUGAGUGAUGAGGAGUUACUCUAUAAUUAUGGCUCAAAGAGGAGAUAUUUUGCCGGGAAAGGGCUGGAAUUGGACUGGAUGUGAAAGAACAUCUUUCCAUCCCCCAUUCUCACCCACUUCUAACAUGUCCAACUCCAAGUUUCCACCUGUGGCCAUAUUCUCUCCUCACUCUCUGGACUCUGGACAACCAUCACUGCUCUUCUCACCCUGAAGGAUUCUUCCUGCAAUGUCAAGCACCAACACUUCUCUCUAAAUUUCUCAUAACCUUCCUUUAUGCAGUAGUGAGAGUGUGAGUAGGCUACUCCAUAUUCUCUCCUCUCUCUCUGGAUUCUUUGCAACACAUGUGGAAUUACAGGCUGGUAAGUAUGCUGAAGCUGCUCGUAACCCUCCCUCCCACGAACCCUUAAUUUCAACCACAAGAAAAGCCAUGGACCUCACUGCCAAGAAUUAACCAGGCAUGUUAAUUCUUCAAGCAAGCAAUAGUAUAUUCAUCCUAGGAGUCACCACCAUUUUUAAUUUAAGACAUUACCUAUGUUGUCUCUAUGUUGUUUGAUUAAUGUUCAGAUUUUGUUCAUUUGUUUGCACUUGUAUGUACUGGAAGUUGUUUAUUUUCUUUAGUUUAGUUAUUAUUUGAUAUUACUAUUAUAUAUAGUCUUCAACUGUGCUGUUAUUUCACA
This is a messenger RNA of Danio aesculapii, 3282 nucleotides long. RefSeq lists its product as uncharacterized. Gene Ontology annotation, molecular function: protein binding. NCBI's taxonomy places the organism in Eukaryota, Metazoa, Chordata, Actinopteri, Cypriniformes, Danionidae. The transcript has 10 exons. Bases 320 to 2689 code for a protein of 789 amino acids. The record is from RefSeq and is a predicted model, not a curated record.